UUAAAAAGUAAAUGGAAUCUUUCGCGUAUGGUAGCGUUGAAUGGAAGUGGUAAAGAAAGAAUUUUUCAUAUUUUACCUCGUCAUUUUUCUGUCUAUAAUCAAGAUAAUUUUUUUCGAAAUUUUCAAAUAAAAAUUUUAUCAAAUAAAUUUACAGCUGUAUUAAUAAUGAAAACAACAACAUUAAUCUGGCCAAGUUUCGCUAUAAAUAGCCCGAAAUUUUUACCAAAUUUUAUUUAAUUUUUCUUUUUUUUUCUUUCUUUCUUUCGUCAUUCAUUCGCUAGAUUGCAACCAAAUUAUUUCAACCAUGAAGAUUCGAUCAAUAUUUCAUCAUGUUUCACAACUAUUAAUGGUCAUCAUUGCCACGACGACGAUAAUGGUGACCGAUGGUUCAAUUUCCACGGCAAAACAUUGUAAACGUGCUGAUCGAUGUGCAUUGACAUUAAUACCAUUGACGGAUGCUAAAUUCAUGUCCAAACCUCCGAGAACACCGCAAGAAUUGAAUGAAUGGUGCAAACGUGUUGCACCACAAGAACGUUGUCUAAAAGAUUUUGCCAAUAAAUGUCUGGAUAAACAAUCCAAACAAUCAUUAUCAGUUAUGAUGUAUAGUUUUUCACGAACGAAUAAACGUUUGUGUACGAAAAAACGACGUCAAGCAUUUCUGAAUCUUAUUGAAUGUGGCCAUAAAGAAUUGCCUAUGUUUGCAAAUAUUCUUAAAAAUUUAACCACAGAUUUUCAUGGAAUGACGUUUAAACAACAAAAUUUACGUAUACCAUUAGCUUGUUGUUCCUAUUAUAAAUGGAAAAAUAUUGCCGUUACAAAAGUCAUACAAAUGUGUCCAGAUAAUGACGCAGCACACGAAGAAGUGGAAAAUCUUCUGAAUGGUUAUACAAAUGAUUUAUUAGCUGUUGUUUGUGGUGAUUAUACGGAAGAAUCGGAUAAAUGUGAUAAAAUUAUCCAAAAAAUACCUGAAUGGAAACAACCGUUACGUUGGAAUAAUUUUAUUAUACCAUUGGUCGAAAUAUUCGAUAGUAUCGAUGAUAAUAGUGCUGGUGAUGAGGAUGCUGGUGUUGUAUCAUCAUCGCAAUGAAUUUUUUUAAGAUAAAAUGACAUUUCAUUUUUGAAAUAAAUAAAAAUAUGUUACA
Messenger RNA from Dermatophagoides farinae (American house dust mite), 1142 nucleotides. Lineage: Eukaryota; Metazoa; Arthropoda; Arachnida; Sarcoptiformes; Pyroglyphidae. The record is from RefSeq and is a predicted model, not a curated record.